Molecule: messenger RNA, 798 nt
Organism: Nymphalis io (European peacock)
Lineage: Eukaryota; Metazoa; Arthropoda; Insecta; Lepidoptera; Nymphalidae
Exons: 4
Coding region: 1-726 (241 amino acids)
Source: RefSeq, a predicted model, not a curated record
AUGGACUUAAAAGAGAUUAUAAAAUGGUUUAUACCGUGUUUCCACGUUUUACUAUAUUAUAGAAUAUACAAAAUGGACUUUCGUUUGACUAUUUGUUUGUUUUUACUUUUUCCGUGUCCCAGUUUCGCGGGCAAAGUGUACCAUAGUGACGUUGUUUUAGGUAGUGAUAAUAUAAAUAAUAAUACCAAAUAUUUAGGUUUAUUUAACGAAUAUCAGGACCAAAGCGGCCAUGAUAGGAUUAAUGCCCCUCGUACUUAUAAAUAUUUUGAGGAUAAUUCUGUCGGACGAACAUUUGGCCGGCCGUUCAAGAAAAUGAUCCAAGCUAUGAUACCUCUCGCGUUCCAGCUUGGAGCCGCAGCGACUUGGGCGACGGUGGCAGCCAUAGUGGGCGUCAAGACCCUGGCUGUUACCUUGAUCAUACUGAAACUACUCCUGAUUGCUGGUGCUGCUAAGAUUGGAGCGCUGUUCGGUUCCAAGGGUCAUGAUCAUCAUCAAGGAUGGACCCCGCAGCAGAAGGAAAUACACCUCCAUAUACACAAUAAUGGAUUGCACGGAGACGAACACAGUUUUCCUAUAUCCCCCUGGAGCAAGGCGGGUUCUGAUCCUGGUGAAGCAGACACCAAAAAUGUCAACGUUAUUUACGACUCGUAUCCCGGACCUCAAACCAUACGGACACCGUAUGGACACUACGUGAAAAUCGAACCUGGGGCCCAAGCCACGCAAUGACAAUAAAUAGACAUAUGAGUACCUACUGACCAAAUAUGAAAGUUUCGAAGAUUAAAUUGGUGGUACGUGCUG